Molecule: messenger RNA, 1788 nt
Organism: Babesia sp. Xinjiang
Lineage: Eukaryota; Apicomplexa; Aconoidasida; Piroplasmida; Babesiidae
Product: Kinesin-like protein KIF24
Exons: 5
Coding region: 1-1788 (595 amino acids)
Biological process (GO): microtubule-based movement
Molecular function (GO): microtubule motor activity; microtubule binding; ATP binding
Source: RefSeq, a predicted model, not a curated record
AUGGCGAAAACAUCCACGGAGAGGAGCAGAAUUGACGUAAUAGUACGCAAGAGACCACUUAGCGAAGUUGAAAAAGCUAGAGGAGAUAUCGAUGUGGUCCUGUGCAACGAUUCAACGGCAAUAAUUGAGGAAUUAAAGCUCAGAAUAGAUGGAUCCACCUACAUAGAUCGAUAUGAAUUUCGCGUUGAUCGAUUUUACGAUGAACACGCCGAUAAUCAGGUAAUAUAUGAAGAAUAUGUGAAACCGCUAGUUGAGUUUGCAUUCGAACAACAAAAAACAUGCUCAUGCUUUACAUAUGGCCAAACUGGCAGUGGUAAGACUUUUACAAUGAUAGGCUCGCGCAAAUUAAAAUUCUCUGAUCAACCGUAUAUGCCCGGUAUUUAUGAGUAUGCUGCCAACGAUAUUUACCGAAUGCUGCAACAACCGGAAUAUGCAGACAGGUUAGAAGUUGUAAUCAGCUUCUACGAAAUAUACUGCGGUAAACUAUAUGACCUACUGCAAGAUAGGAAAUUGUUGGAGGCACUAGAUAACGGGAAACGGGAAGUCAUAAUUAAGGAUUUGACGGUGCGACAAGUGACCUGCAAAGAAGAUUUGAUAGCACAUAUGCUCAAAGGACUGGCUUUAAGGAAGAUAGGACAAAAUUCGCAAAAUGAUCAGUCAUCACGAUCACAUGCACUCUUGAGGAUCGAACUACGCGAUAUAGAAACUAUGCAGAAUUGUGGUCGUAUAGCAUUUAUCGAUCUCGCUGGAAGUGAAAGGGGUGCAGAUUGCAUGAACCAACCUAAACAAACACAAAUGGACGGAGCGGGAAUCAACAGGUCGUUAUUGGCUUUAAAAGAAUGCAUCAGAGCUAUGGAUUUAGAGAAAACACAUAUACCAUUUAGGGAUAGUGAACUUACAAAGGUAUUGAGGGAUAUUUUUGUAGGAGGUAGUAGGAACCUCAUGAUUGCAAAUAUAUGCCCAAGCAAUGUUAGCUGUGAGCAGACAUUAAACACUUUAAGAUAUGCUUCAAGGGUCAAAAACUUUAGGCAAACGCAAUCUAACGGUAGCGGCGGCGAUACAGAAAUGGAGCAUAUCAAUGCCUUCAAAACUCAAGCAAGCAUACCUAUGUCUAACGGUACAAGGGUUUUAAGGUCACAAUUGGGUACUCCACAGACCACAAAGUCGAUGUCUAUUACGCCUAGAUUCAAGAAUACAUCAGUGCCUACUACAAAAUCGCCGAUAACGCAAAAGGUAAGCAAGUCAAGGACAACGGGUGUGCCUUUAAGCAGUAGAAGUGCUGUAACACGAAGAAUGUGCGAUAGUGUGUCACACACUGAAACAGUAAUGUCAGCAAGGGAGCCUGGUGUGCAGCUAUACGAUCGAUCUAAAGGAUCCAGGUUACCAAAACCAUAUGAACGCAUUGCUCCGUUCUUAACAUCGCAAUACCAAAAUAAACAAACAGUACAAGAGGUCUUGGAUGAUAUAACGUUGGACCCUACAAACGAAAGUUUGUACAACGUAAUAUGCGGAUCGUUGACAUCAGAUGCUGAUACAGCCGAUAGCGACUCACCGUUAACACAGUGGAAGCUAGAGAAGUCGUUAGACACUUUGAAAAGGGCUGAAGAAAUUAAUAACCAUAUUGCCUUGAAAAUUAUGGCACUCAAUGGUGAUCCGCAAAGGGCGGAUUAUUUAGAAUUUUUGAGAAAUAAAAUCAAAAUGCAAGUGAAGCCGUUGUUGUUCCUCAAACAAGCAAUUGAGGACCAUAACAACCUGAUGCAGGUUGACACAACAACUGACAGCGUAUGA